AUGACCACCCAAACAACACUUUCUAUUGCCAAUAACGACCAUAGUACCAAACUUGUUUACCAGUUUUUAGUUUCCUCCCCUUCUUCCCCUUCUUCUUUUAGUAAUGUUAAUAUUCAGGAAUCUAAUAAUGGGAAAAAUAUCUCAGGAUCAAAUUCCGUGAUUACUUAUUUAUCAGAAAAUUUCGGUAUUAGUAGUAAUAAAGUAAUUGGUGAUACAUGGUUAAAUACUACACAAGUAAUUGAACAGGAUUCAUCUAAAGUUUCUAAAGUUGCAAAGGAUUUAGAUGAACAUUUAGCUAACAGAACUUAUAUUGUAGAAAAUUAUUUAACAAUAGUUGAUUUGGUUACAUUUACAAGGAUUUAUGAUUAUUUUGUUAAAUUAUCUGAUCAACAACGUUUUGGUAUUCCUAAUUUGACAAGAUGGUUUAAUUUUAUUCAAAAUACUGCAGUUAAAGAAUUGGCUCCACGAUGUGGUUUAAAUCUUGUAGAAAUUAAUUUGGAAGCUCCCAAGGUUUCCAAAAUAAUUGAAUCUCAAUCAUCUCAAUCUAACGAACAAAAAUCGGAUCAAAAAGAAUCCAAGAAAGAAGUCAACAAGACAGAUAAAAAAGGAUCCAAAAAAGAAUCUAAAAAAGAAGUCAAGAAAGAUUCCAAGAAAGAUUCAAGUAGUGGUGUAACAGUUCCCAUCAUACCAAGUUUACUUGAUUUACGAGUUGGACAUAUUAUUAAAGUAGAAAAACAUCCAAAUGCGGAUUCAUUAUAUGUUGAACAAAUUGAUGUUGGUGAAGAGAAUCCUAGAACUGUUGUUACAGCUACUUCAUCUGAAGGCAAAGUGGAAUUAGUUGAACCCCCUGUAGGUUCUAAACCUGGUGAAAAAGUAUAUUUUGAAGGAUAUCAAGAUCAAGUUUUAAAUCCCAAGAAAAAAAUUUGGGAAACUUUACAACCUGGAUUAAUAACUACUCAGGAGAAAAUUGCAUCAUGGACAAAUCCUGAUACUAAAAAUGUUCACCUUUUAAGAACCAUUUCUGAUUUUUGUAAAGUUGCUAAUAUUAUUAAUGCUUCUAUUAAAUAA
Molecule: messenger RNA, 1068 nt
Organism: Diversispora eburnea
Lineage: Eukaryota; Fungi; Glomeromycota; Glomeromycetes; Diversisporales; Diversisporaceae
Source: the annotation of a GenBank genome assembly